CACACAGCUAUCUUUUAUUUCCCAUUUCUCUCGAUCCUCCAAUGGCAAUGUUUAGUCUUUCUCUCGUCUCUAAACCCCUAACCCCUAUUUCUCUCCCCAAACCCUACGCACCCACUCUCGUUCUCACUCCGACAACUUGUCUCCGCUUCGACUACAGUAGCCCGCACUUGAACCCCGCUGCCUCCAAAUCUCGGCCGUUUGUUCGAGCAGCAGCCGUUGAUGGGGAUUACUCGGCCAAGAGAAGCAGUGGUAGUAGCAGUGGCGAGCCCAGGGAGACCAUCAUGCUACCGGGUUGCGACUACAACCACUGGCUGAUCGUGAUGGAGUUCCCCAAGGACCCUGCUCCCACAAGGGAGCAGAUGAUUGACACUUACCUCAACACUCUCGCCACUGUACUGGGCAGCAUGGAAGAAGCAAAGAAGAAUAUGUACGCUUUCAGUACCACCACCUACACUGGAUUCCAGUGCACGGUUGAUGAAGAAACAUCUGAGAAAUUCAAGGGAUUGCCUGGGGUUCUCUGGGUAUUGCCAGAUUCAUACAUAGACGUCAAAAAUAAAGACUAUGGAGGGGAUAAGUACAUCAAUGGAGAGAUAAUUCCCUGCAAGUACCCUACUUAUCAACCAAAACAACGCAGUGGAUCAAAAUAUGAAAGUAGAAGGUACGAGAGACGAAGGGAUGGCCCCCCUCCUGAUAAGAGAAGACCUAGACAAGAGGCAUCUACUUCAGACUCAGCCCCGGCCUCUGGUUGAGGUAGUGGGAUUUUCAUGCCAUACUAUGCCUUUCUUUCAACGAUUCAGUUUUUCAAGUUUGAUCUUAAAGUUCUUAGUCUGAUGGGAGUUGCUCUCUAUCAUUCUUCAACAUGUUUCUGUGAACAAUACUGGCAUGGAUAAGUUAGCACGAUCAACUGAGUAGUGUCAUCUCAGGACUAUGUGGGUUUGAUGUAUGAGUAUCGUACAUAAAGGGGAUUUUGAAUUGUUGAACCUAUGGUUAAUCUAGAGUUACUUCUGGGCAACUAUAUGUGGUUGGAAUUGUUUUCAUAUAUCAAUUUUCUUGCCCUCUUCUAUCU
Molecule: messenger RNA, 1066 nt
Organism: Corylus avellana
Lineage: Eukaryota; Viridiplantae; Streptophyta; Magnoliopsida; Fagales; Betulaceae
Product: DAG protein, chloroplastic
Biological process (GO): chloroplast RNA modification; cytidine to uridine editing
Cellular component (GO): chloroplast
Source: RefSeq, a predicted model, not a curated record